AUGAUAGUGAAAUUAAUCUUCUUAAUGUUUAUGGUGGCUUUAAUGGCAGCGGGUUUCCCGCUGGAUUCGCCGCAGUUGCUGACCUACAGCUCAACGAGGAGUGACAAUGGUUAUCAAUUCAGCUAUUCAACGGACGACCAAUCUCGCGAUGAACAUGCUGUUGUUCUUCUGCAGAAGGACGGAGACAAAGAACUGGAAAUCUUCGACGUUACAGGAUCUUAUUCGUUCAUUGGAGACGACAAUCGCAGAUACACUGUGAAUUAUGUGGCCGGAGUCGAUGGCUAUAGAGCCAACAUGACAAUUUCUGAUCUCCCUGCGGCUGGUCCGCCUCCAAUACUCCAAAUAGAUCCCAAUGCACUGAAAUCCCUCGUUGGAUAA
Phlebotomus argentipes is the source of this 378-nucleotide messenger RNA. RefSeq names its product larval cuticle protein 65Ag1-like. NCBI's taxonomy places the organism in Eukaryota, Metazoa, Arthropoda, Insecta, Diptera, Psychodidae. Bases 1 to 378 code for a protein of 125 amino acids. The record is from RefSeq and is a predicted model, not a curated record. The transcript has 3 exons.